Lobosporangium transversale is the source of this 704-nucleotide messenger RNA. RefSeq names its product splicing factor U2AF subunit. Gene Ontology annotation, cellular component: U2AF complex; spliceosomal complex. Bases 44 to 679 code for a protein of 211 amino acids. Gene Ontology annotation, biological process: mRNA splicing, via spliceosome. The transcript is spliced from 3 exons. Gene Ontology annotation, molecular function: metal ion binding; pre-mRNA 3'-splice site binding. NCBI's taxonomy places the organism in Eukaryota, Fungi, Mortierellomycota, Mortierellomycetes, Mortierellales, Mortierellaceae. The record is from RefSeq and is a predicted model, not a curated record.
AUUUCUUCACAUCUUUACGCCUUCUCUCAACAGCAUUACAGACAUGGCAACAUAUUUGGCAUCUAUUUACGGUACAGAGAAAGACAAGGUUAACUGUUCCUUUUACUUUAAGAUCGGGGCCUGUAGGCAUGGCGACCGCUGUUCCAGGAAACAUGUCAAACCAAAUUUUUCACAAACGAUCCUUAUCCCCAACGUGUAUCACAACCCAUCUCAUGACGCCAAUUGUAAUAUGACGAAACAGGAAAUUCAGGAGGAUUUUGACAACAUUUACGAAGACUUUUUUGUCGAAUUGGCUAAAUAUGGGGAAAUAGAAGAAAUGCAUGUUUGUGAUAAUAUCGGCGAUCAUCUUGUGGGCAACAUAUAUGCCAGAUUUAAAUAUGAGGAGGACGCUGGAAAUGCUGUUGAAAGCCUCAAUAACCGCUUUUAUGCAGGUCGGCCACUUUGGGCUGAGCUUUCUCCAGUAACGGAUUUCCGAGAAGCCUGUUGCCGCCAAUAUGAAAAUUCUGAAUGCACUCGAGGUGGUCUAUGCAACUUUAUGCAUCUUAAAUCAGCAGAUAGAAAUCUUAAGAGAGAGUUAUAUGCAUCUCAAAGGAACUACUUGCGUGAGAAGAGACGGGAAGAGCAGAGACAUAGGGACGAGAGGCGAAGUUCAACAGUUCCAGAUGAUCACCUUGAAUAGAUCAUAUUAUAUCAUAUCUCUAGUG